GCCAGCAGACCACGUCAGCAGGCCUUGUCAGCAGGACAUGUCAGCAGGCCACGUCAGUCGACAGAGCAGGAACCACGUCAGCAGGCCCCCGACCUGGUCUAUGCUGUUGCGGUCACAUACAACCGUCAUGGACCAGAGGUCCGGAGAAGCAGACGAGGCCUAUCAGGCCCGGAUGCUGGCUUGGAGUACCGAAACUAAGAAACGGGCAGAUGACGCAGCAGCAGCAGCAAAGAAGAAGGCAGAGGAUGCCGAACAGGCAAGUCUGCUGGCACUUGAACAACAGUGCCAGCAUGACGAGGCAGCAGCAAGGGCUGCCGAUGAAGAAAGGAACCAACGUCGUGAGAAGAUAUUUAGCGGAGAGCAGACUUUGCUCACAACGGCAGCGGCAUGGCGGACCGAGGACGAGAAUGGCAAGUUGGAGGAUUGCGAAAACAAGAUCGCUCUCCUCCUCUCGCAUCUCACAGACCUCCUGGCUACAUGCAUCACACAGCAGGAGGAUAUCCACAGCCUCGAGGACUCGCUAGCCCAAGUCCAAAGCCGCCUUCAGCAGCUGGAGCACCCAGACAUCCAGAUGGGUUUCAAUGCCAUCCGCCACUACUUCAUCUCAAGGUCAUGUUCGACAUUAAGCAAUGCCCUGACUCACGUCGAGGACACCUUGACGACAACGACGGAACUGUUUGACAAGGCCGCGCAGAUCAUCAUCACGAACAAGGAGGCCAAGAACCUCCGUUCAUCUGCAUCAGGCCCGAGCAAGGACCAGCACCGGCCAACAGUGGCCGUGGUCGCAGCGGCAACGCCGUUUGACCAAACCAGCGAGGCUGUGUCUGCCAGUGAAGGGGACAGACUCGCAGCCGCCCGGGAAGGUGGCCGCCCCGGCAGAGGCCGAGGACGCGGCAAGACGAAGGCACACACCGCAUCUAGCCCCGGGCCUGGUGCAGCAGCUCCAGCAGACGCUGGUCUGCCCAUUGAAAGGCAAGGGCAAACAAGGAAACUGAGCACCACCGAGAGUGACUCGACAACACUCUCGACGCCUCCGGAACCGGUUUCUUCGCGAGUAACCGACCUUCAUUCCGAGGCGCACGCGGAGGUCGAUAGUCCUCCUCUUCUACUUUCUUUUGAGGACUAUGCUGUCCGGCUCGUUCCUACGCUGGGAACUCAAGCUCAAGGACAAGAAGUGUGUGUGGUUUCUUCUCCGUCCGACAACGGYGACAUAUCGUCUUCAAGUGGUUCAUCACGAGAUUCGGCGCGCGAGUUCAACAUAGAGGUAUUGGACCCGCUCACGUUCGAGGACUUUGCAUGGCUUCCUCUCCCGACCACAGGCCUCUUGCCGGGACCGCAAUGCGCAACACUAUACGCUCAUCUCCACACUUACUUAUCCUUCUAUGCACCACCAACUUCACCGACGGAUGACGAAGUCGCGGUGGGGGACAUCCUUGCGUAUACUAACAAGGUGGCCCGCGAGUUUCGCACGCAGCAGUACGUUGACAACAACGCACCGCUCAUGUAUGUCCGCAUUCAGGUAGGGCAAGCGUCCUGCAGCGCUUUGCUGGAUAGCGGCGCGUCUCGCAAUUUCAUGAGCCAAUCCUUUAUGCAAAGGGCUGGCCUUGGCGCACAAGUUCGGAGGAAGGCAAACCCGACGGCGAUCAAGUUGGCGGAUGGGAAAACGCAGCAACUUCUCGACCGUUACAUCGAGGCCGUACCAGUCUACUUCGCACCUCAUGCAUGCGAACCGGUGACAUUCGAUAUUCUCGACACGGACUUCGACAUCAUUCUGGGAAUGCCUUGGCUUGCAAGUGUGGAUCACACGAUCAACUUCCACCGGCGGACUCUUAGCGUUCGCGACGCCUUCGGCGCGGAAGUGGCGUGUACUAUUCCUCUACCGCACCCUUCGAUUCGGUGCCAAGUGGUGACGGCCAAAUCGUUCAGGGCGACUUGCGCUUAUGAGCAGCCCGAUGAGAUCGGCCUAUGUUUCCGAUGGACUGUCGCGGUAGCCGACGCUUCACCCACAAACUUGUCUUCGGACCCCCGGGUGGUGCGGUUGCUGGACGAGUUCGCCGACAUCUUUGAGACACCUACCGGUGUGGUGCCGGAUCGACUCAUCUCUCACGAGAUCAUUCUUGAGGCCGGUGUCGUGUCGCCGAAAGGUUGCAUCUAUCGCAUGAGCAAAGAGGAGUUUGAGCUCAACGCGCAAGCCGUCAAGAAUGCGAGGCCUCUUCCUCGUAUCGACGAUCUUCUUAAGCGACUGGGCGGCGCAAAGUAUUUUUCUAAGUUGGAUUUGAAAUCGGGAUAUCAUCAAAUCUCGAUCCGACCGAACGAUCGCUACAAGUCCGCGUUCAAGACGCGGUACGGGCAUUUUGAGUGGGUGGUCAUGCCUUUUGGCCUCAUCAACGCUCCGACAACCUUUCAGGCGGCAAUGACCAAUGAGUUUCGUGCAAUGUUGGACCGGUUCGUGCUGGUCUACUUAGACGAUAUUCUCGUCUAUAGCCGGUCAUUGGAGGAUCAUCUUGGACAUCUUCGACGAGUGUUGGAGACGCUCCGCCGCGCCAAGUACAAGGCCAACCGCGACAAGUGCGAAUUUGUCCGGCAAGAGUUGGAAUACUUGGACCAUUUUGUCACACCGGAGGGCAUCAGUCUGCUAUCGAACAAGAUUCAAGCCAUCCAAGAGUGGCCGGAGUCUCGGAACGUCACAUAUGUCCGCUCGUUCCUUGGUCUCGCUGACUACUAUCAGCGUUUCAUCAAAGGCUACUCGAAGAUCACGGCCCACUUGAACAAGCUUCAAUGCGAGGAUCGGCCGUUUGACUUCGGAGAGGAGGCACGGGAAUCAUUCUUCGCUCUCAAAGUCGCGCUAUUGUCUGCGGAGGUCUUGCGGAUAUACGACCCGCUCUUGCCUAUGCGCGUCACUACGGAUGCGUCAGGCUAUGGCAUUGGUGCAGUCCUCGAGCAACAUGAUGGUGUGGACUGGCACCUGGUCGAGUAUUUUAGCAAGAAAGUGCCCAUCGUGCAUUCCAUUGACGAUGCACGCAAGAAGGAGCUCCUCGCCUUCGUCCACGCGCUCAAGCGGUGGCGGCACUUCCUCCUUGGUCGAAGCCAGUUUCGAUCGGUAACGGACAACAAUCCGUUGGUCUUCUAUAAGACCCAAGACACCGUCAACAGCACCAUCGCUCGAUGGAUGACUUUCAUCGACCAGUUCGACUUCUUUCCCGAUCACAUUCCCGGGAAGUCGAACCGUUUUGCGGAUGCUCUUUCACGGCGUCCUGAUCAUUGUACCGCGGUCUACUCAACCUUCGAGAUCGAUGAUGACCUGCGGAACAGCUUCAUCCGCGGCUACCAAGCCGACCCCGAGUUUUGCGACAACGACGUCAUGAGCUAUUGCGAAUCAUGCGAGGUUUGCCGACGCUGCAAAUCCCGCAACCAUUGUCUGUACGGUGAGUUACGACCAUUACCGGUCCCGUUGAGGCGAAGGGAAGCGAUUGCCAUGGACAUCACGGGGCCAUUCCCCAAGCACAAGACCGGCGUGGAUGGGAUUCUCACGGUGGCCGACCGACUCACCAAGUUCGCCAUGUCUUUGCCUUGUCGCUAUCAUGCCAAGGCACCGGAGUUGGCCGAGGUUCUUUACGCCGGUUGGAUUCGAACCAAGGGUUACCCCAAGGAGAUCGUCUGCGACCGCGACGCCCGGUUCAUGUCCGAUUUUUGGUUGGCGCUCAUCAAGCGAUGGGGCUCAUCUCUCAAGCCCAGUUCAGCUUGCCACCCUCAGACCGAUGGCCAGACGGAGAGGGCACAUCAGACCGCACAGGUUCUCCUUCGCACUCUCAUCCGCCCCGACCAGAAGGACUGGGUUGAGUGGCUGCCGAAUGUCGAGUUGGCCUACAACACUUCCAUCCACCCGACUAUCGGGAUAUCGCCUUUUGAGUUCGAGCACGACUCACCGAUCACUUCACCGUUGGACACUAUCACUCCACGGAUGGCUGAGAGCGACGACCAUCUUCUUUUCUUGCGUCGAAUGCAAGAGCUUCUUGUCAAGGCACGCAACCAGAUGGCUAAGACGCAGCAGCGCAUGAGCCAAUAGGCCAAUCGUCAGCGUCUUCCUAGUCCAUUCCGCGCCGGUGACCUCGUUUGGGUUUCCGCAGCGAAAUUCAGCCUU
Molecule: messenger RNA, 4141 nt
Organism: Chara braunii
Lineage: Eukaryota; Viridiplantae; Streptophyta; Charophyceae; Charales; Characeae
Source: the annotation of a GenBank genome assembly